AUGAUGGGAUCUAUAGGUCGUCCGCUCGUUUUUGUUAUCAAUUGGCGCACUCUCGAAGAAACUGCUGCCAUCUUCGAUGGUCAGGAAGGAAUGGGCCAGACUGCCGCACAUGCAGGCCCCAUGCACCGUGUGGACGACAUCAAAGAGAAAGAGACGAAAUUGCAGUCUGAAGUCGCUACGAAUUAA
Molecule: messenger RNA, 186 nt
Organism: Suillus subaureus
Lineage: Eukaryota; Fungi; Basidiomycota; Agaricomycetes; Boletales; Suillaceae
Exons: 2
Coding region: 1-186 (61 amino acids)
Source: RefSeq, a predicted model, not a curated record